GUCGUCGUCAUCGUCGUCGUCGUUGUCGCCGUCGUUGUCGCCGUCGUCGGUAUCUGGUGGUAUCAUCGAUAUAGGUUACAAGAGAGAAGAGACGAAUGCUCAGGCUGCUGCAUCAGAUGGAAGUGUAACGAAAACGCGACAAAUACAUCUUUUGAACGUACGCUUCCGUUACAUGCAAACGAAGAAUCAAACGGCAUCGAGCGAGAGCGAAAAGACGAAGUGCAAAUAUUAAUCUUCUGGAUCGUGGUGAACCAUACUUAAGAGGAGCGGCUCGGAAUUAUUGCUGUUAUUGCCGUGUGUCGUUCUCGUAUAACGUCGACCAACAGAGCUGUCCUAAAUGUACACAUUCUACGUCGAUUGCGCGAUCUAUGCUCUGUCAGCAGCGGGCCAAUCUACCGGAGACAGUGAGUGAUCGUGCUUGACGCGCGGUAGUGAACCGACGUGAAUCAUCGUCGCGCGACGGUGUUACGCGCCUGUCGUCGUCGUCGUCUUCACGCGUCGUCGUUCCACGAGUCAACAGCCAGCGUACAGCGUUCCUAUUUAACGACGAACUUCCUGACGCAAGCAGCUGUUUCAGCCAAGGUUACUACGAGGUGUUACCGAUGACGUAGGUGAUCAUGGCGAAUCGAGGUACAGCUCAAAGGCCAAAUGGAUCGACGCAAGGGAAAAUCUGUCAGUUUAAAUUAGUUUUACUCGGUGAAUCAGCAGUUGGAAAAUCGAGCCUUGUUUUAAGGUUUGUCAAAGGACAAUUUCACGAAUACCAGGAGAGUACAAUUGGUGCUGCAUUUUUAACACAAACUGUAUGCUUGGACGAUACAACUGUAAAAUUUGAAAUUUGGGACACUGCGGGGCAAGAACGUUAUCACAGUCUCGCGCCAAUGUAUUAUCGUGGUGCACAAGCAGCCAUUGUUGUGUAUGAUAUAACAAACCAAGAUACAUUCUCGCGUGCCCAGACAUGGGUGAAGGAAUUGCAGCGCCAAGCCAGUCCAAGCAUAGUAAUAGCAUUAGCUGGUAAUAAGGCGGAUUUAGCGAAUAAAAGAGUGGUGGAAUAUGAUGAAGCUCAAACGUACGCAGAUGAAAAUGGCCUCCUCUUCAUGGAAACAUCUGCUAAGACGGCGAUGAACGUCAAUGAUAUAUUCCUUGCAAUUGCUAAAAAACUUCCGAAGAACGAACAAUCGGGAAAUGCAAGUACGAGUGGUCAAGGCCGUCGAUUAGUCGAGUCGGAUGGGCAAAAGGCAGCAACCAGCAAUUGUUGCAAGUGAUUAUCUAAAUCCCAUAUAUUCAACUCGGCUCUUUUGCCUUCUUUAUAUUUAUUGGAAUACGAAGAAAAUAGACCGAAACAGCAGGCUGGAAGUAAAAUAAGAUGAAAAGCGCAGAUUGAAAGUAAGAUCUAAUAAUUAAUAGUGUAUCAUGACGUGCAAUGACAUAAUCAAUUCUAUAUGAAUAAAAAAAAAGUAAGAUACAAGAACAUAUAUUGAUACGCAAUACUGUCGAGGAAUGACGUGCGCUAGUAUAUAGUAAUUCACAUGUAUAUGACCAUUAAAUUUAUAAUCCACAAGAUACAAA
This is a messenger RNA of Harpegnathos saltator (Jerdon's jumping ant), 1566 nucleotides long. RefSeq names its product RAS oncogene family member Rab5 (gene Rab5). The record is from RefSeq and is a predicted model, not a curated record. Gene Ontology annotation, molecular function: GTPase activity; GTP binding. Lineage: Eukaryota; Metazoa; Arthropoda; Insecta; Hymenoptera; Formicidae. Bases 618 to 1262 code for a protein of 214 amino acids. The transcript is spliced from 7 exons.